AUGCGUGCUGCUAGUGAGACGACCGUCUAUGUAUCAGUAGUAAAUAUGUUUAAUGAAAGUACAAAUCUAGAUGAAAAUGCUAUAACUAAAGCAAUUCAAGAAGAAGUUAAGAAAGAUAACAGCAACAUGGAGUUCUAUACUGCUCGAGAGUGUCCUGGAUCCUGCAGUGCAGCAGACAGGAAGCAAUGCCUAAGGAGGGAUAGCGGAGCACUGGAGUGUGCGUGCAUGCCGGGCUACCAGAAGUCCACCGAUGACAAGUGUGAAGCGUGUCCCUUUGGCUAUAGUGGCCAGGACUGCAAAGACCCAUUCCAGCUGAUCCUCACCAUUGUGGGCACCGUCGCGGGAGCCCUCAUUCUCAUCCUGCUGAUUGCAUUUAUCGUCUCAGUGAGUUCAAAGAACAAAAGGAGAAAUGUGGAGGAACAGAAGUUGAUUGAGGAAGACCUUCAGAACGUACGAAUGCAGCAAACUGGCUUCAGCAAUUCUGGCUUCAGCAAUUCCGGCUUCAACAACUCUGGCUUCCGCAACUCCGACUUCAGCAACUUCGGAGCUGGCAACAGCAUCUUCCCCAAAGUCAGGACAGGGGUCCCCAGUCAGACCCAAAAUCCUUAUGCAAACCAGCGAAGCAUGCCUCGCCCUGACUACUAG
This is a messenger RNA of Arvicola amphibius (Eurasian water vole), 645 nucleotides long. RefSeq names its product mucin 13, cell surface associated (gene Muc13). NCBI's taxonomy places the organism in Eukaryota, Metazoa, Chordata, Mammalia, Rodentia, Cricetidae. The record is from RefSeq and is a predicted model, not a curated record. Bases 1 to 645 code for a protein of 214 amino acids. The transcript has 5 exons.